Molecule: messenger RNA, 3426 nt
Organism: Budorcas taxicolor (takin)
Lineage: Eukaryota; Metazoa; Chordata; Mammalia; Artiodactyla; Bovidae
Gene: NSMAF
Product: neutral sphingomyelinase activation associated factor
Exons: 31
Coding region: 68-2830 (920 amino acids)
Molecular function (GO): protein binding
Source: RefSeq, a predicted model, not a curated record
CCGGACCUCUCGGCCGGCGGCGGCGCCGCGGAACCCGAGCUGGAGCCGCGCGCCCCGCCCGCCCUCCAUGGCGUUCACCCGGAAGAGGCAGCGCGAGCAGCAGCUGCAGCUCUACUCCAGGGAGAGAUUUUCCUUGCUCCUGCUUAACUUGGAGGAGUACUACUUUGAACAGCACACGGCUCAUCACAUUCAGCACAAGGGCAGCCAGAAGGAAAGGAAAAUCAGAGGCUCCUUAAAAAUAUGUUCAAAAUCAGUUAUUUUUGAACCGGAUGCAAUAUCCCAACCCAUCAUUAAGAUUCCUUUGAGGGAUUGUAUAAAAAUAGGAAAACAUGGGGAAAAUGAAGCCAAUAGACACUUUGCAAAGACAGUAUCUGGGGCGAUUUCACUCAUUUUCAGCCAGGUGUAUUUCAUUAAAGAACACAACAUUGUUGCACCGUAUAAAAUAGAAAGGGGCACGAUGGAGUAUGUCUUCGAGCUGGAUGUUUCAGGGAAAGUAGAAGAUGUUGUGGAGACACUGCUUCAGCUUCAUAGAGCAUCCUGUCUGGACAAACUGGGGGACCAAACUGCCAUGAUAACAGCUAUCUUGCAGUCCCGUUUGGCUAGGACGUCAUUUGACAAAAACAGAUUCCAAAGUGUUUCUGAAAAGCUGCACAUGGAAUGCAAAGCAGAAAUGGUGACACCUCUGGUGACGAACCCUGGCCACGCCUGCGUCACUGACACCACCCUCUAUUUCCAGCCUCUCAACGGGUACCCGAAACCCGUGGUCCAGAUAAUGCUCCAGGACAUCCGCCGCAUUUACAAGAGGAGACACGGCCUCAUGCCUCUGGGCUUGGAAGUGUUUUGCACAGAAGAUGACCUGUGUUCUGACAUCUACCUGAAGUUCUAUGAACGUCAGGACCGAGACGACCUCUAUUUUUACAUCGCUACAUAUCUAGAGCACCACGUGCCUGAGCGCACGGCCGAGGGCUACACGCUGCAGUGGCAGCGCGGCCUCCUGUCCAACUACCAGUACCUGCUGCACCUCAACUCGCUGGCCGACCGCAGCUGCAGCGACCUCUCACAGUACCCCGUGUUCCCCUGGGUCAUCGGCGACUACAGCAGCUCCGAGCUGGAUCUGUCAAAUCCAGAGACCUUCCGGGAUCUCAGUAAGCCAGUAGGGGCCCUCAACCAGGAGCGUCUGGAGAGGCUGCUGACCCGCUACCAGGAGAUGCCGGAGCCCAGGUUCAUGUACGGCAGCCACUACUCCUCCCCGGGCUACGUGCUCUUCUACCUGGUCCGGAUCGCACCGGAGUACAUGCUGUGCCUGCAGAAUGGAAGGUUCGACAACGCAGACAGAAUGUUCAACAGUAUUGCAGAAACUUGGAAAAAUUGUUUGGAUGGUGCAACCGAUUUUAAAGAGCUGAUCCCGGAAUUCUACGGUGAUGAUGUCAGCUUUUUAGUCAACAGUCUGAAGUUGGAUUUGGGGAAGAGACAAGGAGGGCAGCUGGUUAACGACGUAGAGCUCCCCCCUUGGGCACGGAGUCCCGAGGACUUUCUCCAGAAGAGCAGAGCCGCACUGGAGAGUGAGCACGUGUCCGAGCACCUGCACGAGUGGAUCGACCUGGUGUUUGGCUACAAGCAGCAGGGCCGGGAUGCCAUCGGAGCCCAUAAUGUGUUUCAUCCGCUGACCUAUGAAGGAGGUGUGGACUUGAACAGCAUCGAGGAUCCUGACGAGAAGGUCGCCAUGCUCACCCAGAUCUUAGAGUUUGGACAGACACCCAGACAGCUCUUUGUGACACCCCAUCCUCGAAGGAUCACCCCAAAGUUUAAAAGCUUGUCCCAGCCCUCCAGUUACAAUGCCUCCACGGCAGAUUCUCCAGUCUCUCCAGGCGAAGAGUCUUUUGAAGACCUGACAGAAGAGAGCAGAACCCUGGCUUGGAGUAACAUCGCCCGGCUAGAGCCCCAGGAGCAACACAGAAUCCACAAGGAGGCAGUCACUGGAAUAGCCGUGUCCCGCAACGGGUCGUCCAUCUUCACAACCUCACAAGAUUCCACCUUGAAGAUGUUUUCCAAAGAAUCCAGGAUGCUACAGAGAAGCAUAUCAUUCUCAAAUAUGGCUUUAUCAUCCUGUUUACUUUUACCAGGAGACGCCACUGUCAUAAGCUCUUCCUGGGAUAAUAACAUCUAUUUUUAUUCCAUAGCAUUUGGAAGACGCCAGGACACAUUAAUGGGACAUGAUGAUGCUGUUAGUAAGAUCUGUUGGCAUGACAACAGGCUGUAUUCUGCAUCGUGGGACUCUACUGUGAAGGUGUGGUCCGGGGUCCCCGCGGAGAUGCCGUGUGCCAGGAAACAGCACUUUGAGCUGCUGGCUGAGCUGGAGCACGAUGUCAGCGUGGAUACGAUCAGUUUGAACGCUGCCGGCACACUGCUGGCCUCAGGCACCAAGGAAGGCACAGUGACCAUCUGGGACCUCACCACGGCCACCCUGUUACACCAGAUUCCAUGUCAUGAGGGGACUGUAGGCGACAGUGCUUUCAGCCCAGACAGUCGCCACGUCCUGAGCACAGGAGCCGACAGCCGUCUGAACGUCAUCGACGUACAGACAGGAAUGCUCAUCUCAUCUCUGACUGCGGACGAGCCCCAGAGGUGCUUUCUCUGGGAUGGAAACUCCGUCGUAUCUGGCAGUCAGUCUGGGGAGCUGCUCGUCUGGGACCUCCUCGGGGGAAGGGUCAGCAAGAGGAUCCAGGGCCACGGGGGUGCCGUGACAUGUAUGUGGAUGAACGAACAGUGUAGCAACGUCAUCACAGGAGGGGAAGACAGACAAAUUAUGUUCUGGAAGUUGCAGUAUUAAGUGCCUUUUCCUUGAAUGUUUUUGAACUCUAUUUAAUGUACUUUUAAACCAAACUUUUAAAGGAAUUGGUGAAUGUGCAAUUAUAGUAAUUACAAAUUUCACCACAUGAGAAAUUUGUGGUUUUAGACUGUAUAAAUCAUGGUGACUUCACUGAAAGCUGUUAGCUGUCAUCCUCUAAGGCGGAUGAAGGCGUGGGAGAUUUGGGGAAGGAACAUCUGUGAGGCAGGCGGCUGUCCCAGGGUGCUGACGUCAGAAAGCAAGUCUGGGCGAGAGCGAGCAGCUGAAAGGUAACUCAACCAGCUGGGGGCGACCUCCCGAAAGCACCGAACAGUUUAAGGGCUCUGCAAGAAACCCUGAGUAUUCUCCGCUGUUGCCAAGCCACCCUAUCUAACGGACACACUUGCGGCAUGCCUGCUGGAUUGGGGAUGUGUGUUUUCAUGGAGUGGUCACUUUCUAUAACCUGCUGGCCCCAGAUUCUGAGAACCUGGGCAAGGAUUAGCAGUUCUUAUAACAGUUUACUGUGUAUAGGAAUGGUUUAUUUCAUUAUGGCUGUUAAAUGCUCAUCUUUUCUAUGACAUUAAAAAUAUUUUUCUGUA